AUAACUGGUCGGUAUGGUCGAGUGCGUCCCUCUCCAGAAUCGGAUGUAAUGGUCCUAAAGUAACGAUACUUGGUCCCACAGCGAUGCAGGCAUAACUAGACGCUGAGGGCGAAGUGGAUCACGGCACGCAAUAGUCAGUGAACAUCACUCAGCGUAGUUGGGAGGCAUGUUGUUUCGGCCACAGGGAUGAACUGGUCAGCACUAGAGAGCCUACUCAGCGGGGUCAACAAGUACUCCACUGUGUUUGGCCGUGUGUGGCUGUCCAUGGUGUUUGUGUUCCGUGUCAUGGUGUUCGUGGUUGCCGCCCAGCGUGUGUGGGGAGACGAGAGCAAGGACUUUGUGUGCAACACCAGGCAGCCCGGCUGCACCAAUGUCUGUUAUGACAGCAUCUUCCCCAUCUCACACAUCCGCCUGUGGGCCCUCCAGCUCAUCUUCGUCACCUGUCCAUCUCUCAUGGUCAUGGCUCACGUCAAGUAUCGUGAGGGGAAGGAUUCAAAGUAUGCUUCCCAGCACCAGGGCUCUCACCUGUACGCCAACCCAGGGAAGAAACGUGGAGGCCUGUGGUGGACCUACCUGGUCAGCCUGAUCUUCAAGGCCGUGGUUGACGCAGCCUUCCUUUACAUUCUCUACUACAUCUACCAUGGCUAUGACAUGCCACGUCUCUCCAAGUGUGCCCUGGAGCCUUGCCCAAACACAGUGGACUGCUACAUAUCCAGGCCCACGGAGAAGAAGAUCUUCACCAUCUUCAUGGUGGUCUCCUCAGCCAUCUGCAUCUUCGUGUGCAUCCUGGAGAUGUUCUAUCUGUUGGGCAAGCGGUUACAGAAGGUGCUUAAAGUACGGCAGGCCAACAAGAGACUUCUCUUCGCUGAGUGCCAUGAGGUGACCAACAUCGCUCCGCCGAGGUCAUCGUAUAUCAGGGUAGAUCCAACUAUUGGGAGCCAGCAGAACAUCAGCAGACAGAAGAAGGCAGAGGAGGCUGCUGCCACAAGUCUGUAAUCCUGAUCUGUUUGAUUCAGGUGCAUAUAGCACUGACUUUGCUGAGAGCUACUUUAUUGAGGAAAAAUGUGCUUAGAUAUGUGGUUGUCCCACCUAGCUAUCUAAAGAUGAAUGCACUUACUGUAAAUCGCUCUGGAUUAGAGCGUCUGCUAAAUGACUAAAAUAUAAAUCCAUAUUGCACUGACUUUGUGGGUGGCUACUUUAUGGAGGAAAAAUAUACCUACUAUGACUGAGAUAUAUGGUUGUCCCACCUAGAUAUAUUAAGAUGAAUGCACUAACUGUACAUUUUACUCUAUACUGGAGCAUUUUGGAUUUGAGAUCAAGUCUUUUAUAUGAAGCGACAGUACAGAAUGUACCGCUUAGAAAUGAACGCUCUUUAUAUAUCUAGUUCCUCCGUUUGAAGACGUCAUAACUAUUUGGACAAAUUGACUUAUAGUGUCUAGGCAAUGACUACAUCAAGCUUGUUGGAUGCAUUUGCAGUUUGUUUUGGUUGUGUGUUAUGUUUUUCCCAAUAGAAACUUAAUAAUAAAUGAUAAUUGUAUUUCUAAGUGAGUAAAUGAGAUGUUUCUGAACACUUCUUAAUGAAUCCUGAUAAGGCAAGGAUUAACAAAAAUCAUGAAUGAAUCAUGAAAAAUGACGGGUGAUAAAGUUACAGAGGCUAUACAAAAGAUGCUAACAACUCACCAUUCCCAAGAUGAAGUCAAAUCAAAUGUUUUUUGUCACAUGCUUCAUAAAAACAGAUGUAGACUAACUGUGAAAUUCUUACUUACAGGCCCUUCCCAACAAUGCAGAGGAAAAAAUAAUAACACAAGGAAUAAAUAUACAAUGAGUAACGAUAACUAUAUACACGGGGUACCAGUACCAAGUCGAUGUGCAGGGGUACAGGGUUAUUGUUGGAGAUAUGUACAUACUGGAUAGGUAGGGGUAAAGUAACUAGGCAACAGGAUAGAUAAUAAACAGUAGCAGCAGCAUACAGUGAGGGAAAAAAGCUUUUGAUCCCCUGCUGAUUUUGUACAUUUGCCCACUGACAAAGAA
This is a messenger RNA of Oncorhynchus gorbuscha (pink salmon), 2031 nucleotides long. It is a transcript of the gene gjb9a, whose product is annotated as gap junction protein beta 9a. Lineage: Eukaryota; Metazoa; Chordata; Actinopteri; Salmoniformes; Salmonidae. Gene Ontology annotation, cellular component: connexin complex. The transcript has 2 exons. Bases 187 to 996 code for a protein of 269 amino acids. The record is from RefSeq and is a predicted model, not a curated record. Gene Ontology annotation, biological process: cell communication.